GAAGGCGCGGGCUCCGGCGGCAGCGCGGCGCCACUGAAGGUAGGACCGGGGUCGGCGCCUGCGCACUCGCCGGUGUCCGCUGCCCGCUUCGGUCCCCCGCCUUUCCGGUUCCCACCUCGCGAACGAUGGCGGCGGAGUCGUGGGCGCGGGCGGUGGAUCUGCAGGAGUCGGCGGCCGAGUCGCUGAGCAACCUGAAACUGAAGGAAGAGAGUCCGAACGCUGAGCCAAAAGAAGCAAUUGUAAAGCAAGAUCAUUCGGAUAAAGUGGAUAAAAGCAGUAAACCAGACAAAAGUGGUGAUAGUGCAGACGCCAAGCCAGACGAAGAUGACAGAGAGGACAAGGCUGCCCAGUCCCUGUUGAAUAAGCUCAUCCGCAGUAACCUGGUUCAAUCAUCACACCAGGUUGAGGUGCUGCAGAGAGAUCCAAAUUCCCCACUCUACUCGGUGAAGUCCUUUGAAGAGCUGCAUUUGAAGAAGGAACUUCUGCAAGGUGUGUAUGGAAUGGGAUUCAACAGACCUUCGAAGAUCCAAGAGACAGCCUUGCCCAUGAUGCUUGCAGAGCCCCCACAGAAUCUGAUUGCGCAGUCUCAGUCAGGCACUGGGAAGACGGCUGCCUUUGUCCUGGCUAUGCUCAGUCGUGUGGACCUCUCCCAAAGGCAUCCACAGUGCUUAUGCCUUUCUCCAACCUAUGAGCUGGCCUUGCAGACCGGACAAGUGAUUGAACAGAUGGGAAAGUUCUGUCCUGAUAUCAAGUUAGCUUAUGCUGUGCGAGGAAACAGACUUGAGAAAGGCCAGAAGAUUUCAGAACAAAUCGUUAUUGGAACACCAGGGACAGUAAUGGACUGGUGCACAAAGCUGAGAUUCAUAGAUACCAAGAAAAUUAAAGUUUUUGUCCUGGAUGAAGCUGAUGUCAUGAUUGCUACUCAAGGACACCAAGACCAGAGCAUUCGAAUUCAGAAGAUGCUGCCUCAGAACUGUCAGAUGCUGCUGUUCUCGGCCACAUUUGAAGACUCUGUCUGGAAGUUUGCACAGAAGGUUGUUCCCGAUCCUAACAUUAUCGAGUUGAAGCGAGAGGAAGAAACCUUGGAUACAAUUAAGCAAUAUUAUGUCCUGUGCAACAGCAAGGAAGAGAAAUAUCAGGCUCUGUGUAAUAUUUAUGGAGCAAUAACUAUAGCACAGGCCAUGAUCUUUUGCCAUACCCGCAGGACGGCUGGCUGGCUGGCAGCAGAAUUGUCUAAAGAAGGUCAUCAGGUAGCGUUGCUCAGUGGUGAGAUGAUGGUGGAACAGCGAGCUGCUGUGAUCCAGCGAUUCCGGGAUGGGAAAGAGAAAGUCCUGGUUACGACUAAUGUCUGUGCAAGAGGUAUUGAUGUUGAGCAAGUCUCUGUUGUCAUAAACUUCGAUCUUCCUGUGGAUAAGGACGGUAACCCAGACUGCGAGACGUACCUUCACAGGAUCGGACGGACAGGCCGUUUCGGAAAACGUGGUUUGGCUAUCAACAUGGUGGACAGUAAAUACAGCAUGAACAUCCUGAACCGGAUCCAGGACCACUUCAACAAGAAAAUUGAAAAACUUGAUACAGAUGACCUUGAUGAGAUUGAGAAGAUCACUAACUGAAGUACAACAGGCUGAACUCAUUUGAGCCCUUCUCAACCCUGUGACAACAUGCACUGCCCAGAUGCAAUUGGACUUUUGGACUUGGAAUCAGUUCAGUUUAUUCUGUAGCCAAUUUUGAGAAUAAACUGACAGAAUCAAAUUAUAUUCAAUUUACCUCAUUUAAAAGUUUGCAUUGGGACUGUAAAAUUUUGUAUUUUUCCUUCAAAGGAGUGAAUAAUAAAAGAUGCCAGGGAAGUGUUUACAUUAAAACAUUCAACAUUAUAUAGUUUGUCCUAGUUAGCCUUAAAAAGAAUAUUUGAAAUGCCAAACAACAAAGAAAAGGUGAGAAAUGUAAAUGUGAAGUAAAAGUGACCCUUUCAGUUCCGAUAUUGUUCAUUUUUAAUACAGUGGGUUACAAACAUAGAUUUAAUUCUACUUGGGAAUGAAAUGUUACUGAAAUAAAUUGAAACAAGGUAUGUUAUCUUAGACAAAUUUAAUGACACUUCAUUAUUUAGCAUAUGAAUUACAGAGUGUAAUUUAUUCUCACCAACUAUGGUAGUUGAGGUGGUUAUCUGCUGGCUUCCUUAAUUUAUUACACACAGGUAAUUUAAUCACAGCUAAUUUCCACCUAGACCCAGGGAUGGCAUUUUUAAUCUCGUUACUCACCCUGUAUUCAAAGGUAUCUAGUGUGCUAUAGUUACUCUUGGCCGCUUCUACAGACUGAGAUUAAAAAACUUCCUACUCUGUGACAUGCCAGCCUCCCCAAAAGCUCUCCCAUAACUUGCUGUUCAGCUAUAGUGAAUCAAAAAGCCCCUCUAACAGUUAACCCAGUGCUUUAACCAAAUAGGGAUGUUAGUUGCUUAAUACAGGAGCUUGCAUAAUUAGCUUCCAGAGUGGUUAUAGAAAAUGUAAUAUGUUUUUAUAUGACCCAGGUAUCUGAUUUGAUCUCCACCUAAAAUUUCCAGGCAUUUUGGGUAAGAAGCAGUAUUUGCUGGGCAGAAGUAAUUUCUAAUUAAGCAUUGAAGAGUUUGAACAUAAAUCCUGAAUAAAGCUGCUGUUUGAAUAAGUAGACUAGAGCAGCAUGUAAAGUGACUUGCUCGAUUUCUUCAGAGUUAAUAGUUUUUGGAUUAGCUGCACUCAAUAAACAUUCUGUAUGAUGGCUUGGAAUUUCAACUCGUAUAACUUAAAUAUCUGCACAAAUGAAAUGCAUCAUAGUCAGUUCUUGGGUGUAUAACUUUAUGCUUGUGUAGAAUAUAAGCCAGAUACUGUUCCGAGCUUCUAGCUGGAUAUAGCUUUUGUAGACCUGUGCCCUCACAUUAAGUAUGAUUGUUCUCCAUUUCACGCUUAUGUAAAACUAAUAAUUGACUUGUGAGGCUAUAUUUGCCAUGCACUGUGUGCUACUGUACUACAAGAGGCAGCUAGAGAAAUCAAUGACAUUUUGAAGACCUGUGACACACUAAUCAAGUCAGAUUUCUGCUGUUAUGUUGUUUCCCAUUUAUACAAGAUAUUCCAUUUGAUGAAUGUUAACUUUCAAGUCAAUACAUUUGUACACACUGUUUUUAAAUCAUUUUACUAAUGCAAUACUUUGAUCCUUAAACAUGAAUUGGGAAGUGUGUAUCUUUAUUUUUCUACUUGAAAUCUGUCAACCAGAGAUUGGGUGAUUUCUUGUGCUUGUCCCCUGUCUUGAACCUUCAUACGCUGUGGCUGGUGCACAUAGUUAGUAGCUACUGUGAAGUAGCUGCCAUUGCAACGUUAAGGAACAACUACCUUGAUCAGCAUAGCAAUCCUAAUUAAAAAGGGAAUUGUGGUUUGGCAAUCAAUUAUUUGCAAUAUAUGGCUAGCUGGUGAAUGACUACUUGUAUUCGACAAGUAAUGUUUUCAUUUGUUGACUUGCAGCUCUGCAGUAAGUGGGAACUAUUUAACAAUCUCUCCUCACACUGGAACUGAUUCAAAUCUGUUGUUUGCUGGAAGUGGGGAGAGCAAGGAGGAAACUAUUAAAAAAAAGACAAAAUAUGAAAUACAAUCUUCUGCGACAAUAUUGGCUGUGAAAUUCUGUUCAAAUGCAGAAAUAAAUUAAACUUUUACCGAGUAAAAAUUAAAAAGAAUUUGAGGUUGUACCUAAAAUUUUAGGAGAAUUUGACAAAAUGCCCUCUCCACAUGUAUAAAAGCUUUACCUUAAAUUGGUUGUGCAGCUUCAAUUACUGUGUGUUGAAUUUUGUACUAUAGGGUGUAUGCAUUUGUACACAGUGCAUUUUUAUUUGAAUUGGAUUGUAAUUGGAAAUAUUUAAACUGCAGAAAUGAAUGGCGUGUCAUGGAUAAAUUGAGACUGAAAUGCCUAUAAUUUUACAAAUUGUAAUUGAUCAUUUAGCAGCCCUGACAAUGGAGAUGGCUAAUGCUGCUUCGGGUUUCCAUAUUAUUCUUAUGUACUAAUUGGAAUAAAGAUUAAGUACAUAAA
This is a messenger RNA of Pristis pectinata (smalltooth sawfish), 4047 nucleotides long. RefSeq names its product DEAD-box helicase 19a (gene ddx19a). The record is from RefSeq and is a predicted model, not a curated record. Gene Ontology annotation, molecular function: ATP binding; RNA helicase activity; RNA binding. Bases 126 to 1613 code for a protein of 495 amino acids. Gene Ontology annotation, cellular component: nucleus; cytoplasmic stress granule. Lineage: Eukaryota; Metazoa; Chordata; Chondrichthyes; Rhinopristiformes; Pristidae. Gene Ontology annotation, biological process: poly(A)+ mRNA export from nucleus. The transcript has 12 exons.